Messenger RNA from Quercus lobata, 1848 nucleotides. RefSeq names its product catalase isozyme 1. Gene Ontology annotation, cellular component: peroxisome; cytoplasm; plasma membrane. Gene Ontology annotation, biological process: hydrogen peroxide catabolic process; response to hydrogen peroxide. The record is from RefSeq and is a predicted model, not a curated record. Gene Ontology annotation, molecular function: catalase activity; heme binding. NCBI's taxonomy places the organism in Eukaryota, Viridiplantae, Streptophyta, Magnoliopsida, Fagales, Fagaceae. The transcript is spliced from 8 exons. Bases 165 to 1643 code for a protein of 492 amino acids.
AACCUGGUUUUGAUUAUAAAUUCCCAAAGACAACAGUUGGUGCUUGCCUUUGCCACACGAAUUUGACUCUCAUAUAUAGGAGAGGCAGCUAAACCAACCCAACACGAACACAAACCCAAGUCUCACUCAAUAUUUUUGCUUUCUCUCUUCCUCAACUGCAUAACAUGGAUCCCUACAAGUACCGUCCCUCAAGUGCUUACAAUUCACCCUUCUGGACUACAAACUCUGGUGCUCCUGUUUGGAACAACAACUCCUCGUUGACCGUUGGAUCCAGAGGUCCAAUUCUCCUUGAAGACUAUCAUCUGGUGGAAAAACUUGCGCAAUUUGAUAGGGAGCGGAUCCCAGAACGUGUUGUCCAUGCUAGGGGAGCCAGUGCAAAGGGGUUCUUUGAGGUCACCCAUGAUAUAUCUAACCUUACAUGUGCUGAUUUCCUGCGAGCCCCUGGAGUUCAGACACCUGUCAUCGUCCGUUUCUCCACUGUUAUCCACGAGCGUGGUAGCCCUGAAACCCUGAGGGAUCCUCGAGGAUUUGCAGUGAAGUUUUACACCAGAGAGGGUAAUUUUGAUCUAGUUGGGAACAAUUUCCCUGUCUUUUUUGUCCGUGAUGGUAUGAAAUUUCCUGACAUGGUCCAUGCUCUCAAACCCAACCCUAAGUCUCACAUUCAGGAGAAUUGGAGGAUUGUAGACUUCUUCUCCCACCAUCCAGAAAGUCUUCACAUGUUCACCUUCCUAUUUGAUGAUUUGGGUGUUCCACAAGAUUACAGGCACAUGGAAGGUGCAGGUGUUAACACCUAUACAUUGAUCAACAAGGCUGGGAAGGCGCACUAUGUCAAAUUUCACUGGAAACCCACUUGUGGGAUCAAGUGCUUGUUGGAUGAAGAGGCUAUUAAGGUUGGAGGAGCUAAUCACAGCCAUGCCACACAGGAUCUCUACGACUCAAUUGCAGCUGGAAACUAUCCUGAAUGGAAACUUUACAUUCAGACAAUUGAUCCAGAUCAUGAGGACAGAUUUGACUUUGACCCGCUUGAUGUAACCAAAAUCUGGCCGGAAGACAUUUUGCCCCUGCAGCCAGUUGGGCGCUUGGUCUUGAAUAAGAACAUUGAUAACUUCUUUGCAGAAAAUGAACAACUUGCAUUUUGCCCAGCCAUUGUGGUUCCUGGGGUCUACUACUCAGAUGAUAAGCUGCUCCAGACUCGUAUCUUUUCCUAUUCUGAUACUCAGAGGCACCGUCUUGGACCAAACUAUCUGCAACUCCCAGUUAAUGCUCCCAAGUCUGCUCAUCACAACAAUCACCAUGAGGGUUUCAUGAAUUUCAUGCACAGGGAUGAGGAGGUCAAUUACUUCCCUUCGAGGUUUGAUCCUGUUCGUCAUGCUGAGCAGUUUCCAGUUCCUCCUGUUGUCUACACUGGAAAGCGUGAGAAGUGCAUCAUUGAGAAGGAGAACAACUUUAAGCAACCAGGAGAGAGAUACAGAUCCUGGGCACCAGACAGGCAAGAGCGAUUUAUCCGCCGAUGGGUUGAUGCGUUAGCUGAGCCACGUGUCACUCAUGAGAUCCGCAGCAUCUGGAUCUCAUACUGGUCUCAGGCUGACAAAUCUCUGGGUCAGAAGAUAGCAUCUCGUCUUAAUGUGAGGCCAACCAUGUGAAGGGUGUUGCAAGCAAUGUUUUUAAUUGGAGAAAGUAGAGUAAGAAAGAAUACAUGUGAGAGGAUUCUGGUCAUUUGGAAGGAUAAAUCAGUGUUGAUCCUGCAAUUUGUGUAAUAUUAUCAUAUACUAAAACUUGCAUGUUCGACUAUUUAACCUGAUAUUCAAUCUAAUAAAUGCCGGUUGUAUGUGCAUAUUUUAUCUAUGA